Molecule: messenger RNA, 1076 nt
Organism: Diceros bicornis minor
Lineage: Eukaryota; Metazoa; Chordata; Mammalia; Perissodactyla; Rhinocerotidae
Gene: MFAP2
Product: microfibril associated protein 2
Exons: 9
Coding region: 119-670 (183 amino acids)
Biological process (GO): embryonic eye morphogenesis
Cellular component (GO): microfibril
Source: RefSeq, a predicted model, not a curated record
CGGAGGGGGGCUCGGAGCGGGCAAAGGGGCGGCUCCGGCGGGCGGACUCGGAGCGGGCGGCGGAGUGACCCGGACAGCUGUCCUCUGACACCAGCCCAGCCCGCCUCGCUGUGUGGCCAUGAGAGCGGCCUACCUCUUCCUGCUGUUCCUGCCUGCAGGCCUGCUGGCUCAGGGCCAGUAUGAUCUGGGCCCGCUGCCUCCGUUCCCGGACCACGUCCAGUACACCCACUACAGCGACCAGAUCGACAACCCGGACUACUAUGAUUAUCAAGAGGUGACUCCUCGGCCCCCCGAGGAGCAGUUACAGCAGGUCCAACAGCAGCAGGUCCAAGAGGAAGUCAUCCCAGCCCCCACCUUAGAACCAGGAGAUGCAGAGACAGAGCCCACGGAGCCUGGGCCUCUUGACUGCCGCGAGGAGCAGUACCCGUGCACCCGCCUCUACUCCAUACACAAGCCCUGCAAACAGUGUCUCAACGAGGUUUGCUUCUACAGCCUCCGCCGCGUGUACGUGGUCAACAAGGAGAUCUGUGUCCGCACAGUCUGUGCCCACGAGGAGCUGCUCCGAGCUGACCUGUGUCGGGACAAGUUCUCCAAAUGUGGCGUGAUGGCCAGCAGCGGCCUGUGCCAGUCUGUGGCGGCCUCCUGUGCUAGGAGCUGUGGGGGCUGCUAGGCUGGAGCUGGCACCUGGAGCCCUGUACCCCGCUUGGAUCUGGGGCCCUUGGCCCUGCCUUACCUGGUGCUUCCCCCAGCCCAACAUGCCUUUGAUUCUGUAAAAAGUUAGUGGACUGCGGCCCUGGGGGUUGUCUCAGGCCCCUCCCCCUGCCCGUGGCCACGCCUGGGGCACAAUGGGGGCUCCCCACCACCCAGUCUUCACCCCCCAGACUGGGGGUGUCCCAGGCCUCUCGGUGGGACCUCGGCCUCUGACGUGCCUUCUCAGUCCCUCGGAGGACAGUCCCCCCGGUCCCCCGAGGUAGGCUAUGCCCUGACCCCAGCUGGUCUGCUUGGAUUUCCUACAGCCCCUCGGGCGUAGACCACCUUUGUUUUAUACAAAAUUAAAAACAAGUUUUUACAAAAGA